AUGAUCGGACAGACUCUGAUCGACAACGAUGCUUCUUACACGAAUUAUUUCCAGCACGUUUUUAACGAUCUGCGGAAGGAAAAACAAAAAACCAGCGGGACUCCGCUCACAAACCAUCCGUUUUACUGCUUCUCCUGUCACAGCUGUGAGCUGGAUCGGGACCUGGUGUGCGUCAGGGGGCUAUGGUGAGGCCAUGUGCUGUGGCUGUUGUGAGGAGAGAUGUACCAGCGUCAGUGGAGGACGACGGUCCAGAAAUUCCUGGCUGUGCAUCUUGUUGCUGUUGUGGGUGCUGUGGGGUCGAGCGCGUCCCGAGUGCCCGGACAACUGCCAGUGCGUCCCAGACACGGCCACGGUGCACUGCUCAGACGCUGGGCUGCAGGAGAUCCCGGACGGCAUCCCACCAGAAACCAUCGCUCUCCACUUGGACCACAACUACAUCCGCAACAUCCCUGAGAGUGCCUUCAGUGACCUGGUCCACCUGCAAGACCUUUACUUGUCCCACAACCGCAUUGACUCACUAUCUUCAGGGGCUCUGCGACAUCUGGGCCCUGAGCUGCGCCUGCUGGACCUGUCACAUAACCAGCUCAGGCAGGCCAGCAGGGAGGAUUUUGGCGCCACUCGCGCAAAGACGCGCCUCUACCACAACCCUUGGCACUGUGACUGCGCCCUGCAGGAGCUGAUGGAGACUCUCAACUUGGAGCCUGAGACCGUGAACGGGAUCAUCUGUGAGAGUUCUGUGCGCGGGAUGGGCGAGGGGAGCAGGUGGGAGGAGCUGGGCUCACACAGCGAACACGCUGGUAAAGUGCUCGUCAAACUGCUGGAUUCUGGGGUGAAUUUUUGUAGCCUGCAGAGAAAGACCACUGACGUGGCCAUGCUGGUGACCAUGUUUGUGUGGUUCUUCAUGGUUAUUGUGUAUGUGGUGUACUAUGUGAGGCAGAACCAAGCCGAGGCCCGCAGGCAUUUGGAGUACCUGAAGAGUUUACCCAGCCCACAUAAGACUCCCACAGAGACAGACACGCUCAGCACCGGCUUCUGAAUUCUGCUUAAUUUGGACUUUUAUUGAUUUAAACUACAAAAAACCUGCAUGGAGUUACUCAGAACUGACGUUGG
Molecule: messenger RNA, 1110 nt
Organism: Thalassophryne amazonica
Lineage: Eukaryota; Metazoa; Chordata; Actinopteri; Batrachoidiformes; Batrachoididae
Product: leucine-rich repeat-containing protein 3-like
Exons: 2
Coding region: 29-1036 (335 amino acids)
Cellular component (GO): extracellular matrix
Molecular function (GO): protein binding
Source: RefSeq, a predicted model, not a curated record